Pangasianodon hypophthalmus (striped catfish) is the source of this 8781-nucleotide messenger RNA. It is a transcript of the gene hectd1, whose product is annotated as HECT domain containing 1. Gene Ontology annotation, molecular function: metal ion binding; protein binding; ubiquitin protein ligase activity. Gene Ontology annotation, biological process: protein K63-linked ubiquitination; anatomical structure development; proteasome-mediated ubiquitin-dependent protein catabolic process. The record is from RefSeq and is a predicted model, not a curated record. The transcript has 42 exons. The coding region runs from base 256 to 7914 and encodes 2552 amino acids. Gene Ontology annotation, cellular component: nuclear speck. Lineage: Eukaryota; Metazoa; Chordata; Actinopteri; Siluriformes; Pangasiidae.
CCAUUUCGCUCUGAACAGUCAGCUGCUUCCCCGUUCACUUUGACCUUUAGCUUUGUGGAUAUAUGAAAGAAAGGGGAUGAAGAAGCGUUAACUUUUUGGUUUCUCGACUGCUAUAUUUACGGUCUGAUCUAAAAGCAAUUCUGAUUUCUCAGCGUCUACUGAAAAACGGUGAAGAAUUCAUGAACCUGCAAGAGGACCAGUGACUGCUCAUACUCUUUUCUCUCAUCUGACCGGCGGAAGCCGUGACUGGGUAUCAUGGCCGAUGUGGACCCGGACACACUGCUGGAAUGGCUGCAGAUGGGGCAGGGCGACGAGCGCGACAUGCAGCUCAUCGCCCUGGAGCAGCUCUGCAUGCUACUGCUUAUGUCAGAUAACGUGGACCGCUGCUUUGAGACGUGUCCUCCAAGAACAUUUCUUCCAGCCCUUUGUAAGAUCUUUCUGGAUGAAAGCGCCCCUGACAAUGUUCUGGAAGUGACAGCCAGGGCCAUCACCUAUUACCUAGAUGUGUCGGCAGAGUGCACGCGCAGGAUAGUCGGAGUGGACGGAGCCAUCAAGGCCCUCUGUAACCGACUGGUGGUGGUAGAGCUCAACAAUAGGACUAGCAGAGAUCUAGCAGAGCAGUGUGUAAAGGUGCUGGAGCUGAUCUGCACACGAGAAUCUGGUGCUGUGUUUGAGGCUGGAGGGCUGAACUGUGUUCUGAGUUUCAUUAGGGACAGCGGUCACCUAGUGCAUAAGGACACACUGCACUCAGCCAUGGCAGUGGUGUCUCGACUCUGCAGUAAGAUGGAGCCACAAGACUCAUCGCUUGAGACGUGUGUGGAGUCCCUGUCCAGUCUGCUCAAGCAUGAAGACCACCAGGUUUCCGAUGGAGCCCUGCGCUGCUUUGCAUCUCUGGCUGAUCGUUUCACACGCCGUGGGGUUGAUCCAGCUCCGCUGGCGAAGCACGGCCUGAGCGAGGAGCUUCUGUCACGCAUGGCUGCUGCAGGAGGUUCAGCCGCUGGUCCUUCCUCCACAUGCAAACCAGGCAGAACAUCUACAGGAGGUGCCCCCUCUGCCCCUGACUCAAAACUUAGCAACCAGGUGUCCACUAUCGUCAGCCUGCUGUCCACCCUGUGCAGGGGCUCACCACUCGUCACCCACGACCUGCUGCGCUCAGAGCUGCCUGACUCGAUGGAGAGUGCGCUGCAAGGCGACGAACGCUGUGUGCUGGAUACAAUGCGUUUGGUAGACCUGUUGUUAGUACUGCUGUUUGAAGGCCGUAAGGCGCUGCCCAAAUCCACAGCUGGUUCAGGUGGGCGUAUCCCAGGCCUACGGCGCCUUGACAGCUCCGGAGAGCGCUCGCAUCGCCAGCUCAUUGACUGUAUUCGUAGCAAAGACACAGAUGCACUCAUUGAUGCCAUAGACACCGGAGCAUUUGAAGUUAAUUUUAUGGAUGAUGUGGGACAGACACUUUUGAACUGGGCCUCAGCGUUUGGUACACAGGAAAUGGUGGAGUUCUUGUGUGAGAGAGGGGCGGAUGUCAACAGAGGCCAAAGAUCGUCAUCGCUGCAUUAUGCUGCCUGUUUUGGACGACCACAAGUAGCCAAGACUUUACUGCGGCAUGGAGCCAACCCUGAUCUGAGGGAUGAAGAUGGCAAAACUCCUCUGGACAAGGCCAGGGAGAGGGGACAUAGUGAGGUUGUUGCAAUUCUCCAGUCUCCUGGAGACUGGAUGUGUCCUGUGAACAAGGGGGAUGACAAGAAAAAGAAGGAUAUGAACAAGGAGGAGGAGGAGGGCAGUGAGCCAAAAGGAGACCCUGAGAUGGCACCCAUCUAUUUGAAGAGGCUGCUUCCAGUAUUUGCACAAACCUUUCAGCAAACCAUGCUGCCUUCAAUAAGGAAAGCUAGUUUAGCGCUGAUCAGGAAGAUGGUUCAUUACAGUUCUGAAGUGCUGCUUAAGGAAGUGUGUGACUCUGACGCUGGACACAAUCUGCCCACCAUCCUGGUGGAAAUCACUGCUACUGUGCUGGAUCAGGAGGAUGAUGAUGAUGGUCACUUGCUGGCACUGCAGAUCAUAAGGGAUCUGGUUGAUAAGGGAGGAGAUGUGUUCUUGGACCAGCUGGCCAGACUAGGUGUCAUCAAUAAGGUAUCCACUCUGGCAGGACCUACUUCAGAUGACGAGAAUGAGGAAGAAGCCAAACCAGAGAAGGAGGAUGAACCCCAGGAAGAUGCUAAAGAGAUUCAGCAGGGCAAGCCCUACCAUUGGCGGGACUGGUCCAUUAUCAGAGGCAGGGACUGUUUAUACAUAUGGAGUGAUGCUGCUGCCCUGGAGCUUUCCAACGGUAGCAAUGGCUGGUUUCGCUUCAUCUUGGAUGGCAAAUUGGCUACUAUGUACUCCAGUGGCAGCCCGGAAGGAGGCUCUGACAGUUCAGAGAGUCGGAGUGAGUUUUUGGAGAAGCUGCAGCGUGCCAGAAGUCAGGUAAAGCCGGUCACUGCUAGCCAACCCAUUCUGUCAACAGUGGGACCCACAAAACUCACAGUGGGCAACUGGUCACUCACGUGCCUAAAGGAGGGCGAGAUAGCCAUUCAUAACUCAGAUGGUCAGCAGGCCACCAUCCUGAAAGAAGAUCUACCAGGCUUCGUGUUUGAGUCCAAUCGAGGCACCAAGCACUCCUUCACUGCUGAAACGUCUCUUGGGUCAGAAUUUGUGACCGGCUGGACUGGAAAACGAGGACGGAAGCUCAAAUCUAAAUUGGAAAAAACAAAACAAAAGGUGAAGACGAUGGCUAGAGAUUUGUAUGAUGACCACUUUAAAGCAGUAGAAAGUAUGCCCAGAGGGGUAGUUGUCACCUUGAGAAACAUUGCCACUCAGCUUGAGUCUGCCUGGGAGCUCCAUACCAACAGACAGUGCAUCGAGGGAGAGAACACGUGGCGAGACCUCAUGAAAACUGCUUUAGAAAAUUUGAUAGUGGUUCUCAAGGAUGAGAACACCAUCUCUCCCUAUGAAAUGUGCAGCAGUGGCCUUGUGCAAGCACUUUUUACUGUUCUUAAUAAUAGUGUAGACCUUGAUAUGAAACAUGAUUGUAAGCAACUGAUGGAGAGGAUAAAUGUGUUUAAAACUGCAUUCAGUGAAAAUGAAGAUGAUGAAAGCCGACCCGCAGUUGCCUUAAUCCGCAAAUUAAUAGCAGUGCUGGAGUCUAUAGAACGGCUACCUCUUCACUUGUAUGACACACCUGGCUCAGCAUACAACUUGCAGAUUCUGACAAGGAGGCUGCGUUUUCGGUUGGAGCGGGCUCCAGGUGAGACAGCCUUAAUUGAUCGGACUGGCAGGAUGCUUAAGAUGGAGCCUCUGGCUACUGUUGAGUCUCUGGAGCAGUAUCUGCUUAAAAUGGUGGCAAAGCAGUGGUAUGACUUCGAUAGGUCCUCCUUCAUCUUUGUUAGGAAAUUGAGAGAAGGCCAAAGUUUCACCUUUAGACACCAGCAUGACUUUGAUGAGAAUGGCAUUGUAUAUUGGAUUGGCACAAAUGCAAAGACUGCAUAUGAGUGGGUGAACCCUGCAGCUUAUGGCCUGGUGGUGGUGACCUCAUCUGAGGGCAGGAAUCUUCCCUACGGGCGUCUAGAGGACAUUCUGAGCAGAGACAGCUCGGCCCUCAACUGCCACACCAAUGAUGACAAAAACGCCUGGUUUGCUGUGGACCUGGGCCUCUGGGUCAUUCCCUCAGCUUACACGCUACGCCAUGCUCGUGGCUACGGUCGCUCUGCCCUCCGCAAUUGGGUUUUCCAGGUGUCUAAGGAUGGGCAGAACUGGAUGACUCUUUACACCCAUGUGGAUGAUGGCAGCCUCAAUGAGCCAGGGUCAACUGCCACAUGGCCUUUGGACCCAUCCAAAGAUGAGAAGCAUGGUUGGAGACACAUUCGUAUUAAACAGAUGGGGAAGAACGCCAGUGGACAAACCCACUACCUCUCACUAUCUGGACUGGAGAUCUAUGGCACAGUCACUGGCGUGUGUGAAGAUCAACUUGGUAAAGCUGUGAAGGAGGCAGAAGCUAACCUGCGUCGACAACGCCGCCUAUUCCGCUCUCAGGUAAUGAAGUACAUAGUCCCAGGGGCCCGGGUGGUACGUGGCAUUGACUGGAAGUGGAGGGAUCAGGACGGCAACCCUCCUGGAGAGGGCACUGUGACUGGAGAGGCCCAUAAUGGCUGGAUUGAUGUCACCUGGGAUGCUGGUGGCUCGAACUCCUACCGCAUGGGUGCGGAAGGGAAGUUUGACCUGAAGUUAGCACCGGGGUACGACCCCGAGUCGGCGCCGUCACCCAAAACUGUUUCGUGCGCUGUUGCAGGCCCGCCGACUCCCUGGAGCAGCCUGGCCAAAAACAACUGUCCGGACAGGGGUGGCCCAUCAUCGGCAUCUUCUGGUCGCAAGGCCAGCAGCAGCUCAGCGUGCAGCGAUGUCGGCCUUGGCUCUGCUCGCAGGCUUGAGGGCCUGUCUGAGCAGGGCACACUUGAGGGGGGUGGACCCACGGGGACGGAGGGACAGGAGCCACUUGUGGUUCUCUCCACAGCCGAGGGUGGUUCUGCAUCCAGCGAAAGUGCUGAGCCCAAGAGUGAAUCAACAGCCAUCUCUGUGGGGCCAGUUAGCGUCAGUUCACCCGAUGUCAGCUCCGUCUCUGAUUCAUCUGGCAAGGCUGCAGUGUCCCAGAGGCCCCUGGGCCCAGGCACUGGUGCUCGCCUUUCAGUCAGCUCACUGCUUGCAGCUGGUGCACCUAUGAGUUCCAGUGCCAGUGUGCCUAACCUGUCAUCGCGUGAGGCCAGUCUCAUGGAGUCAUUCGUGCGCCGCGCUCCCAACAUGGCACGCACCAACGCCACCAACAACAUGAACCUGAGCCGCAGCAGCAGUGACAACAAUACCAACACAAUUGGCCGCAACGUUGCAGCUGCUUCUGCCUCUCCUCUCAUGGGUGCACAGAGCUUUCCUAACCUUACCACCACUGGUACCACCUCCACCGUUACAAUGUCCACCUCCAUAGUAACCAGCAGCAAUAAUGUAGCCACAGCCACUACAGGUUUGUCCGUCGGCCAGUUGCUCAGUAACACGCUGACGACCAGCCUGACCUCCACAUCUAGCGAGAGUGACACAGGUCAGGAGGCUGAGUUUUCGCUCUAUGACUUCUUGGAUAGCUGUCGGGCAAACACGUUGCUUGCAGACCUAGACGAUGAGGAAGAUUUGCCUGAACCGGACGACGAUGAUGACGAGAAUGAGGACGACAAUCAGGAGGACCAGGAGUAUGAGGAAGUUCUGGUACGGUCCAGGGUCAACCUUGGUUACCACGUUCAUAUACAUAGGGAGGAAGAGGAAUAUGAAACCAAAGGGGGUCGGCGUAGAACGUGGGAUGACGAUUUUGUGCUGAAACGACAGUUUUCUGCUCUUGUCCCCGCGUUUGACCCCAGACCAGGCCGGACCAACGUCCAGCAAACAACUGAUCUGGAAAUCCCUACGCCAGGUACACCUCGUUCAGAGGUGCUGGAGGAGGUGGAAUGUGCUCCCUCCCCCCAUCUAGCUCUUAUCUUGAAAGUGGCAGGCCUAGGAACCACACGGGAAGUUGAACUACCUCUCACCAACUACAAAUCCACCAUUUUCUACUAUGUCCAAAAGCUGCUGCAGCUCUCCUGUAACGGCAGCAUCAAAUCUGACAAGCUUCGACGCAUUUGGGAGCCGACGUACACGAUAAUGUACAGAGAGUUGAAGGACUCCGACAAAGAGAAAGAAAGCGGGAAGAUGGGUUGCUGGUCUGUAGAGCAUGUGGAACAGUACCUUGGCACAGAUGAAUUACCAAAGAAUGACUUGAUAACCUACAUGCAGAAGAAUGCAGACUCAACUUUCCUGCGCCACUGGAAAUUAACCGGCACUAAUAAAAGUAUUAGGAAAAACAGAAAUUGUUCGCAGCUCAUAGCUGCAUACAAGGAUUUCUGUGAACGGGGCUGCAGGUCUUCGGGACUUGGGUCAGGCUCCCUGGCAGUCACCCAGAGCUGCGACAUCUUAAGUGGCGCACGUGAGCAACCACAGGCCAAAGCUGGCUCAGCCCAGAGUGCCUGUGGUGUGGAAGAUGUGCUGCAGCUGCUGCGGAUCCUCUUCAUUAUUGGAGGCGAGCCAGCGGUUGUCCAUACCCUGCAGGAGGAUUUGGAUGAUCUACAGUUCAAUGCUUCACCUGAGGAGUUCACCAGCAAAAAAAUUACAACCAAAAUUCUGCAACAGAUUGAGGAGCCUCUGGCCUUGGCCAGUGGAGCACUUCCAGAUUGGUGUGAACAGUUAACCAGCAAGUGUCCUUUCCUUAUCCCUUUUGAGACACGGCAGCUCUUCUUCACCUGCACUGCAUUUGGAGCCUCCAGGGCAAUAGUGUGGCUCCAAAACCGGAGGGAGGCAACCAUGGAGCGUACACGACCAUCCACUACAGUGAGGCGGGAUGAACCAGGCGAGUUCCGUGUUGGCCGCCUCAAACAUGAGCGUGUGAAAGUACCACGGGGAGAGAGCAUGAUGGAGUGGGCCGAGAGUGUCAUGCACAUCCAUGCUGACAGGAAGUCUGUACUCGAGGUGGAGUUCCAGGGAGAAGAAGGCACUGGUUUGGGUCCCACACUAGAGUUCUAUGCCCUUGUGGCAGCUGAGUUCCAGCGGACCUCACUGGGGAUCUGGCUCUGUGAUGACGAUUUUCCCGAUGACGAGUCACGCCAAGUGGAUCUCGGUGGCGGCCUGAAACCACCAGGCUAUUAUGUACAGCGCUCGUGUGGCCUUUUCCCUGCGCCCUUCCCUCAGGAUAGUGAUGAGCUGGAGCGCAUCGCCAAGCUCUUCCUCUUCUUAGGCAUCUUCCUGGCCAAGUGCAUACAGGACAACCGGCUGGUGGACCUGCCUGUCUCGCAACCUUUCUUCAAGCUGCUCUGCAUGGGUGACAUCAAGAGCAACAUGAGCAAACUUUUGUAUGAGACACGCUCAGAUUCAGACCGCCGCUUUUCUGACAUCCACUCAGAGGCCUCCACUGAAGAAGAACCGUAUUUGAUGGGCAGCUUUGAUGAGAACUCUAAAUCCGAGUUCAUCUUGGACCCACCAAAGCCCAAACCACCUGCCUGGUAUCAUGGCAUCCUAACCUGGGAAGACUUUGAGUUGGUAAACCCUCACAGAGCACGCUUCCUCAAGGAGAUGAAGGAGCUGGCGGUAAAGAGGAGGCAGAUACUGGGCAAUAAGAGCCUCUCAGAGGAUGAGAAGAACACACGGCUACAGGGCCUCAUGCUGAAAAACCCAGUGGGCUCAGGCCCACCUCUGAGCGUGGAAGAUCUGGGAUUAAAUUUCCAGUUCUGUCCCUCAUCCAAAGUGCAUGGCUUUUCAGCAGUGGACCUUAAACCCAAUGGAGAGGAUGAGAUGGUGACCUUAGACAAUGCAGAGGAGUAUGUGGAGUUAAUGUUUGACUUCUGUAUGCACACUGGGAUACAGAAGCAAAUGGAGGCCUUCAGAGAGGGCUUUAACAGAGUCUUCCUUAUGGAGAAACUGAGCUCAUUUAGUCCUAAAGAAGUCCAGAUGAUCCUGUGUGGGAACCAGUCUCCAUCCUGGACAGCUGAGGACAUUGUCAACUACACAGAGCCCAAACUGGGCUACACUCGGGACAGUCCUGGUUUCCUGCGCUUUGUGCGAGUGCUGUGUGGAAUGUGCUCGGAUGAGAGGAAAGCCUUCCUCCAAUUCACAACAGGCUGCUCAACUCUGCCCCCUGGUGGUCUUGCCAACUUGCAUCCCCGUCUCACAAUUGUCCGCAAGGUGGAUGCGACUGAUGCCAGCUACCCCUCAGUAAACACAUGUGUGCACUAUCUGAAGUUGCCAGAGUAUUCCUCUGAGGAGAUCAUGAGAGAGCGCCUCCUCGCCGCCACUAUGGAAAAGGGCUUCCACCUGAACUGAGCAUGCUCCCUGCACCGCUGACCAACUGCAUAUGUUGAUGAAGCCUGUCGUGUUUUGUUGCAGAAAAAAAAAAAUACAAAAGCUGUGCUCGCCCAUGAUUUUCUCUCCUUUGUCAAAAGAGCCUACGUUUACAUCUGUAAGCAAAAGGAAGCCCAUCUCAGCUCCACUAGCUACUGAAACAGAUUAAGGUCAUGUCUGCAGCCCAUGUUACCCCACUUACACCUCUUGGUGGGACUGCACUGCAUUAAGGGCUUGAGCCGCUAGUAGCCAAGGGCAGUUCUCCUCCGUUUACUUUCACACCCCAGCUCUGAAAGCGUGUGUAAAGUUCAGCAUAGGUUUUCUUUUCAGAUUACAGUACACACAUACCAGCCCCAUUUCCCCAAGAGGGGGCACGUAAGCACCUGCUUCUGUAGAGCUAACUGUCAAAUGUUUGGACAUUUUUCCUGAUUUUAAGUUUUACUAGUGCCUGCCUUGUUUGAAAUAUUAGGUUUUUUCCCCUCAUCUUGUUUUGCAUUCAGCAUACAAUCAUUCACAUGCUGUUUUCCCCCACUUAUUUCCUCUUCUUUUUUUUUUUCCUAUUUCUCCUCUCCUAGCUGUUACUGUGUAUGUUUAAAAUGUUCAUCACCCUCCUAAAAGGAUCAAACUCCCUGAGUGCAUUUGUGUAAUUUUACAAUAAAGCUACAGAGACAUAAACACUGGUUGUGUGCAAGGCACAUUGGAAAAAAAGGAAAAAAUGAAAAGCUAUGCUUCUCCUUGUAUUUUCUUUGUAUAUUAUAAACAUUUAUUUAACUCAAGUUGCAGUUUGAAGUAAACAAAUAUUUUCAAAUGUGUAUGCUCCAAAAUAAUCAUUAAAAUGUUUGCAAAGUA